Messenger RNA from Rhipicephalus microplus (southern cattle tick), 888 nucleotides. RefSeq lists its product as uncharacterized. Lineage: Eukaryota; Metazoa; Arthropoda; Arachnida; Ixodida; Ixodidae. The record is from RefSeq and is a predicted model, not a curated record.
AUGAGGGGUGCGGGUACGCCACAGGGCUCGGUGCUCUCUCCCAUGAUUUUCAACCUCAUCAUGAUCGGACUACCGGAGCGUCUCGACGCAAUAGAGGGCAUCAAUCACACGAUAUACACAGACGACGUGACCGUGUGGACCACAGUGAAUACGAGCGUCGGUGAAAUGCACGAGAGAAUGCAACAGGACGUCCGGGCCGUGAAGCGGCACCUCGAAGGCACGGGACUCGUCUGCUCUCCCGAUAAAUCGGAAAUCCUCCUGCAUAGACCACGCAAGAAAGGACCUCACCCGCAGGCUGUACUGGAUGCCCGGUGCUUGGACAUCCGCGUCAUGACGAAGGAGGGGACCCAAAUACCAACGGUGUCCAAAAUACGAGUGCUCGGCCUGUUGCUGGAAGAGAACGGUGCUAACCACGAGCUGGUAGCACGACUGCAAAAGAAAGUGGCCGCCGCAACACACCUUGUGCAUCGCGUAGCGAAAAAAAGAAAAGGGCUAAAGGAACACAACGUGACGAAGUUAAUACAUGCGUACGCGCUGAGCCACAUAGCGUAUGUCACCGCGUAUGCCGACUGGAACAGAAGCGAAACCGAGAAGCUGAACGCGGCGAUUCGUCGAGCGUUCAAGGUAGCCCUGGGUGUGCCCCAGUACACGGAAACCCGUAGGCUUCUGGAGCUGGGUGAGCACAACACCCUCGACGAGAUAGCAGAAGCGCAGAGGAUCGCGCAGCUCGAGAGGUUGUCUGGCACAAGAACGGGAAGACGCGUUCUCGACCUGCUCGGGAUUCGAUAUCAUGAGGCACGUGGACUGAAGGAAGCAUUGCUACCGGAAGUUAGGGACACUAUAUUGACAGAAAACAUCCCCAGGAACAUGCACCCCGUUCACAACUAG